This is a messenger RNA of Gossypium raimondii (Peruvian cotton), 654 nucleotides long. RefSeq lists its product as uncharacterized. The transcript has a single exon. The record is from RefSeq and is a predicted model, not a curated record. The coding region runs from base 165 to 521 and encodes 118 amino acids. Lineage: Eukaryota; Viridiplantae; Streptophyta; Magnoliopsida; Malvales; Malvaceae.
CUAACGCUUUGUGAUUGUUUGGAUGACGUCAUCUUCGUCUCAAUCACCAACAUUAUAAUAAUAAACUGAAACCAGUGCCAUUUUCGCUUCUCAUUUUCCCUUCAAAUUUUUGUUUUUCAAAAUAAUCUCUGAAAAUCUGAUUCCUUUUCCCCCUUUUUUCUUCAAUGGCAGCCGAAGAAGAAUUCCAAGAAUCAGAUGUUAUAUUCCCCGACGCCACGCUUAACGGCGGAGCUCCUCUUCCCUCCGAUGAAUUAAUAGAUCGCCGGCGAUUCUUAUCCAAAACCGUCCGUUCUGUUCCCGUUAACAUCCCGCUUCAUCAACGUAGUACUAUCGUUUUCGAUUACGGUGGUGAUUUAGAUGAAGAUCGGGAAAUUGUGCCGCCGCAUGUGAUAUUAGAACGGAGAAUCGCUGCGAAAACGGCGUUUUCGGUUUGUACAGGUAAUGGAAGAACGCUUAAAGGAAGGAAUUUGAGUCAAGUUCGGAAUUCGAUUCUCAGGUUGACUGGAUUUUUGGAAGUAUAAAAAAAUUAUAUAUAUGUUUAAUUUUUUUUCAAUUCUUUUUUUUUCAUCAUUUCAAAAUUCAGAAAUGGAUUGGGAAAAAAGAAUUUGAUUUUAUAUGUUAUAUAUAAAAAUUAUUGAUGAGUUUCAAUUAUUA